This is a messenger RNA of Microtus oregoni (creeping vole), 4614 nucleotides long. RefSeq names its product membrane palmitoylated protein 7 (gene Mpp7). The transcript is spliced from 17 exons. Gene Ontology annotation, cellular component: cell-cell junction; plasma membrane. Lineage: Eukaryota; Metazoa; Chordata; Mammalia; Rodentia; Cricetidae. Bases 258 to 1988 code for a protein of 576 amino acids. The record is from RefSeq and is a predicted model, not a curated record. Gene Ontology annotation, molecular function: protein binding. Gene Ontology annotation, biological process: protein localization to adherens junction.
GCGGCGGCGGCGGCGGAUCGGAUCAGCCUCCCGAUUGUCCUUAGAUCCCGAGCUACGGAGCUGAGCGUCGUUGAUUGCGGCGGCGGCGGAUCGGAUCAGCCUCCUGAUUGUCUCAGAUCCUGAGCUACGGAGCUUAGCAGAGCAGGGACUAGUGAGACAGUCGGCUCUUUCGUGAAGGACGGCUGCAGGUCAUUGAAUUUUCUGGAACUUCCCAAGGCAAGAGAGUGGAGAGCAGCCACACACCUUUAGCCUGCAGCAUGCCAGCACUGUCAACUGGAUCUGCUGGAGAAAUGGGUCUGUAUGAGCUGUUGGCUGCUCUGCCCGCCCAGCUGCAGCCACAUGUGAAUAGCCAGGAGGACCUGACCUUCCUCUGGGACAUGUUUGGUGAAAAGAGCCUGCAUUCACUGGUCAAGAUUCAUGAAAAACUUCACUACUAUGAGAAGCAGAGUCCAGUGCCCAUUCUCCAUGGGGCAGCAGCACUGGCUGAUGAUCUGGCUGAAGAGCUACAGAACAAGCCACUAAGCAGUGAGAUGAGAGAGCUGCUGAAACUGCUGUCAAAACCCAACGUGAAGGCUUUGCUGUCAGUACAUGAUACUGUGGCUCAAAAGAGUUAUGAUCCUGUAUUGCCUCCUAUGCCUGAUGAUAUCGAUGAUGAAGAAGACUCUGUGAAAAUAAUCCGCCUGGUCAAGAACAGAGAACCCCUGGGUGCAACCAUUAAGAAAGAUGAACAGACGGGGGCAAUCAUCGUGGCCCGGAUCAUGCGGGGAGGAGCUGCAGAUAGAAGUGGUCUUAUUCACGUGGGUGACGAGCUGAGGGAAGUGAAUGGGAUCCCAGUAGAAGACAAGAGGCCUGAGGAAAUAAUACAGAUUUUGAGUCAGUCCCAGGGAGCAAUUACUUUUAAGAUAAUACCCAGCACCAAAGAGGAGACAGCUUCCAAGGAAGGCAAGCUGUUUAUCAAAGCCCUUUUUGACUAUGAUCCAAAGGAGGACAAGGCGAUCCCAUGUAAGGAGGCGGGGCUGUCUUUCCAAAAGGGAGACAUUCUUCAGAUUCUGAGCCAAGAUGAUGUGACUUGGUGGCAGGCGAAGCAUGAAGGCGAUGCCAACCCCAGAGCUGGCCUGAUUCCCUCCAAGCACUUCCAGGAACGGAGACUGGCGCUGAGAAGACCAGAAAUAAUAGUCCAGCCUCUGAAACUUUCCAACAGGAAAUCAUCUGGUUUUAGAAGAAGUUUCCGUCUUAGCAGAAAAGAUAAAAAAACUAACAAGUCUAUGUAUGAGUGCAGAAAGAGUGACCAGUACGACACAGCGGACGUGCCCACAUAUGAGGAAGUGACACCAUACCGGCGGCAGGCUCAUGAGAAAUACAGGCUUGUAGUCCUGGUCGGUCCUGUCGGAGUUGGGCUGAAUGAGCUGAAGCGGAAGCUGUUGAUGAGUGACACCCAACACUAUGGAGUGACAGUACCCCAUACCACUAGAGCAAGACGAAGCCAAGAAAGUGAUGGUGUGGAAUAUAUUUUUAUUUCUAAGCAUUUGUUUGAGACAGAUGUACAAAAUAACAAGUUCAUUGAAUAUGGCGAAUAUAAAAACAACUACUAUGGCACAAGUGUAGACUCAGUUCGCUCUGUCCUAGCUAAGAACAAAGUUUGUCUGCUGGAUGUCCAGCCUCAUACAGUGAAGCACUUAAGGACACUGGAGUUCAAACCCUAUGUGAUAUUUAUAAAACCUCCAUCAAUAGAACGUUUGAGAGAGACAAGAAAAAAUGCAAAGAUUAUUUCAAGCAGAGAUGACCAAGGAACAGCAAAACCCUUCACAGAAGAAGACUUUCAAGAAAUGAUUAAAUCGGCACAAAUAAUGGAAAGUCAAUACGGCCAUCUUUUUGACAAAAUUAUAAUAAAUGAUGAUCUCACUAUGGCAUUUAAUGAGCUAAAAACAACAUUUGACAAACUAGAGACUGAUACCCAUUGGGUCCCCGUGAGCUGGUUACAUUCAUAACUCAAGAAAAUUUCCUUAAUUGUGUUUUUUACAGAGUGCAUGAUUAGGUCAGCUACCAUGUUUUUGGUAGGAUUUUCUUAAACCUCUAUCACUGUCAUAGAUGUAAAGUCUUUAUAAAAUUUCAAUGUGGUUUUGUUUAUAUCUUUUAGAGCCUUAUUUGAAUCAUAUGACUGCGCAAUCUAAAAGUCAGAAUCGGCACAGCGUAAAACUUUGAAUUCCCUGAUUGCCCUUAGUUCUGUCUCUGUUGUGAGAGGCAGUGUAUCAGAGUUCAUGCCCCACCUUUACUUGCUGCCCUUCACUUUGCAUGCUUGCAGUUGACAGCAUGGACUUAGCCAUCUUGGGCAGCUCCACAGGUUUGAUUGAGCUGGAAAUAAGACCUUAUCCUAUUACCGCUCCUGUGCACAGAGUAUGUUCUUUGUGUGUUUGUUAUUCUUAAGGAAGUAGCUCACAUAUUAUAGUUUAGGAAAUCCUUUGGAGUACAUAUAGAUACUGCAAAUAUUCUAUAAGGGAAAAUGGAUCCUUUUUUUUGUAAGUUGAGGGUCUUACUAUGCUCUCUACACUGGCCUUGAACUCAGCCCUCCUUUGCCUCAACCUCCCAAGUACGGGUACAUGCCACUGCAACAGGUUUGGAAAUAGAUUUAAGUAAUAUUAUAGAUGUAGACCAAAACCCUUCCUUGUGGUUUAGUAAGGAUAAUUAUUUUAGGGCAAGCAAUGAUCACAAAGCAACUCCUGUUUUAACCAGUUACUUUUCAGAAGACAUUUUUGUAGUCAAAAUGUUUUAUUCUCUUGCUUUGGAAGUUCUCAGCAAAUUAUAAGAAUGAGAUACAUAUUCUAAACGUGUAACACACAUAGUUAAGGAAAAAGUGAUCAUGUUUCCGUACUGUGCAAUCACCACAUGUUUAAAUUGUGCUACGGUGUGUUCUAGAAACCUUAUAUUGUGUUAACUUUUUUUGAUCAAAAUGAUUAUUAACAUUGGCCAGAUUUCAUCUCAGCCUAUUCUGAAAGAAGAUGUAUUUCUUAAAUGUUUAGAUGACAUUGCUCCUUUUUCUUUGAUGCUAUAGGUCUCCAGCGAGUGAAUAAUUUAUCGUAUUACAAAUCUAUGGUUCAGAGAGCUCCUGCCAUUCCUGUGAGCAGUGUGACUCAGCCAAUAGGAAAACCAUCACAUCUAUGACUUUAAUACAAAAAUAUUUUUGUUGCUUUGAAGAGCGUUUAAAUGUCAUGCUUAAAGAAAAAUAAAAUAUAGGGAAAUUUUAUAUAUUUGUGAGAUAUUUGAAAGACAUAUUUUUAGUUAUCAAAUAGGGUUAUUCAUAAAAGAAAUUAUAUAUAAAGAUAUAAUUUAAAGUAGUAGUUUUACAAGCAAGGUCAGCAUUCCAUGUAAAUAUUUGACCUUGUUGCAGGUAGAUCCCCACAUGUUACAUGUUCACUGUCAUGUGAUAGUGUCCUUGCUAACUUUCCUUAUGACAUGUCGGGUUACUGUGAGAAGCAGACACAGAAGUUACUCUAGAGACCUCAUUAUUCAUUCAGUCCCACAGCCAGAUCAUUGGACUAAUGAACAUAGUCUAUGCAAGUUCUGUAUUUAUUAAUUAAAUGAUAAGCCAUGCAGUUUAAACACGGAUAGGAUGGCUAGCAGAUUCCUGUUCUGAAGCCAGUGACCUGUGUGGUCUGUCUAGAGGCACAAGUCUUAGAGAAUUAAUUGGUUUGCGUGGAAUAUUGGAGAAUGCCUACACUUCUCAUAAAGCAAGUUUCUGUACCAAGAAUGAUGAGGAAUGCAUACCAGCAUAGGGCAUUCUGUGGAUACUUUAGGUAUCCCAGUUUCCUUACUCCAAGAUAUCUUUGUUGAUUUUUUUCUUUCUUUUUGGGAUUGUUGUCUCCAUUUUUUUAUUUUAGGGUAGAACUUGUAUAGUGCAGUGGAAAUUUUGAGUCCUUAUAAGUAGUAUAGGUGAUGGAUGGAAUGUUAUGAAAAUAUAAAUAUCUGUAUUUUUUAGACAAGAGCUAAACAACAUUUUUUUAAAUGAUGAAAAUAAAAGCAGUUUAAGAAAUCAGGUGUCUUGUAGGCUUACCUGUGCUUUGAUGCUUUCAAAGAGAUUGAAUUAGAAUGUAAUAUGCCAGGCCAACAAAGGGCUGUGGAUCCCUGUAGUAAGAGGCAACCUCUCUCUGCUCUCUGGCCUCAGCACUCCUACCACCGAGAAGAACACUCCGAGCUCUCAGCAGCCUGUUCCUGGGAUGGCAUGGCAGCCACUGUUAGAGAAGAAACAACUGUUUCAGUGUUUGUACAAUUAAAAUUGAACUUUGCGUGUAAUGCUGUUCUCCUUGUCCACCUCCCAGUUAGAGCGGCCCAAAUGUAAAGAGAUAAAAUUGAAACAAUAACCAUGGUUUCCCUGAGUAAUGUGGAAACUUGGCAUCUAUAAGGCUGGCAUUCCUGGUACUAUAUAAUCAUUGAGUGUGCCUAAAGUGUAGUCAUUUAAAAUGAGCAAACAUGUAAAUUCAGAUUACAAAACUAUGGAGUCAAAAUGUCCCUAAAGAUGCAGAUUUUUAUUUAUUUUCCUUUGGCCCAUGAUGAAUUUAUUGAUAAAUGUAAUGGAAAGUUUUUUAGUCUUAAUAAAAUAUCUUCAAGCAAUAUAUCUGC